This is a messenger RNA of Geodia barretti, 1647 nucleotides long. The record is from the annotation of a GenBank genome assembly. NCBI's taxonomy places the organism in Eukaryota, Metazoa, Porifera, Demospongiae, Tetractinellida, Geodiidae.
UGCCAGAUCUUUGCGGUCUACCUCCAGCAAUCAACGGCGCUGGCCUGCUCCCCUCGCCAUGCAAACCCUGGAUAGCCUCAGCCACUUUCCACCUAUUAUCUGUCCCAGAAGGUCCUACUCAGACAGUGUUCAACCUCCCUCCAUAUCAACUAGAGAACAGUCACCAGAGCAGUCACUGUCCAACUCCUCUGAAGCCCUGUAGCCUCCGCCUGCAUCUGUACUCCCCUACUCUUGUUUUAGCGGCUUCACCUCCCUCUUCCAUCGGCUACCUCCUGUACAUUAGAUCAACGCACCAACCCAUUGCAACUUCUCUCAGAUCAGCACCCAUGCCCCCCUCAAUCCCACUCCUUUCUCUCACCUGUGUCUCUCUCUAGCACCUUCCUACUCCAGUAUUCCUAAUCGACCUCGUACUCAUCCUCCUAUCCCCAACCCCACACCCCAUGAUUCAUCUCAUGAUGCACCACUUGAUCCCAAUUGUGACUCACUCCAUCUACGUUAAGUAAUAUCUGCGGUCACAAGUCAAGUCUGCAUCUCAUCCACUGGCUACUUUAUGAAAGUUUUCUUUCUUUUUCCAAACAUUGACUCCAUGCCUAUGAUUAUCACCUGUUUCCCAAAUAUAAUACCAAGACUUCCAUUUUAUUGCCAUGUCCCCUCCACACCAAGAAGACCCGCUUAUCUGUGCCCCACAUAUCAUCAGAGGCCACGGUGGAGUUGCUCUAGGCCGGCACAGACGAGUCAACCAUUCUACCCCAUUGAUAUCAUUCAUUUUCCGCGAGUCCCUGGAUCAACUUGCAUCUUCUCCCUCCCAAUAUAAUAAUCCUGGGGGAUCCGGACUUCAACUCAUAUCCCAGGCACCCCUCGCUCAUGGUCCCCUCCCUAUAUACAACACCCAUCAGCAGUCAGAGAUGAAUUCUUCAUCAGGACCCUGUCCUGAAAGCAGGAGUUGCAAAUCUCACUACCCCUCCUGGGUUAGGGCCAGAAGACCCCACAGUCAAGACAACCCUCUCAGAAUGACCUACAAAUCAGCAAUUCUCUUGAUACCAACCUCAAUCCCUGGAGAUUAUUCAUUUCUGUUCAGAACACACCACCUCCCACAGUACCCAUCCAGUCACUGCCCGCAACUCAUCGAUAGCACAUACUCACUACGACAAUAAAAACAUCACGGAAGACUGGGUCCGCUACUUCGAGCACCCCCUCCCACCAACCAUGCCUCCCAAUUAAGUGCACACUGCUUUCAUCCUCCAAGAAACUAUACUGUCAGUCCAGGAGAGAAAGAAGGCUAUCCAUCAAAUAUCUCAUACAUGACAGGAUUAAAGAAGAACUCUCAUUUCUACGUCGAAGGAUCCCUCUGAGCUAUAUAUUAUCAAAGCACAGACACUCCAUCCUGUCAUGUUCAAUGCACAAUAAUGCUCCUCUCAUAGCUGAACUGUGUUACUGCAUACUUGCAACAACAUGUCAUUUGGUUACUCUGAUAAGCACUAAUGAACGCAGAUACCCUUCAUCCAAUCUGUUCAUCUUAUAUUCAAUUUUGUAGUUACAGUGGAACCUCAUUAAUACGAACACUGUUAAGCGAAAUAACUUUUUGAUACGAACCACUUUGAAAUAGCCCACCUAGCUUACAAAACCACAAACGUGCGCAUUUUGAGC